AUGAGUGAGAGAAAUUUGAGACCUGGUCUUGGGAGGAAGAAGGGACUAGUACGAAACAGAAAAAUAAAUUCGUGUAAACGGUGCUAUGCAUCGAAAAGGAAAUGCGACAAACAGAAGCCGACUUGUUCCAGGUGCAAAUCACUAACGGUGGAUUGUGAAUAUUUUCCUGAGAAUGACAAAACCUUAAACCCAUCUUUGCAUUUUGAAAAACAUGAAGGUUCCAAAAACGUUCAAAGCUUCUCUUCAACAUCUGUAAAACCUUCAUUGAAGAACUUGCUGAAUACGGAAAUCAACCCCCAACCGAGUAAGCAAGAGAACCAAAAUUUCACAUUAAUUAUAAGCUCAACCGGUGAAUAUUCCAAGUUCUUUCCCACUUGUACGUUCCCCUUUCAUGACCAUCAAGCUAAUCUGUCGAUGGUUUUGAACUUCAAUGAUGCGGAACAUAGAAAGUCUGCUGUUUUUGACUUUUCAAUGUUGGCGCCCUCUAUCCGUUCUAUGAAUGCUAUUAAACUAAAAAUUCCUUCAAAACAUAUAUGUGAUUAUCUGGUUGAGCACUUUGAGAAGUUUGUUUUCCCGUUCGUUCCAAUUGUUGAUUUCUCCGAAUUCAAUUAUGAAUACAAGGAAUAUUGGAAAAACCCGACAAAGUACGACAAUAACAACUUUCUUAUUCUUCUUUUUGCAUUAUUAUUUUGCAGUUGCACCAGUAUUCAUUUUAUUAACGAAUUGAUUAGAUUGGGCCUUUAUAAAGGGACAAUUCCAGAAGUGAUACAAAAAAUUGACCUAAUUAAUCUCAGGAGACAAUGUUUCUUUUGUAUUGAGAAUAUCAAAAAUAAACUUAAUUCUGACUCUACCCCAUCAGUAUCAUUAAUAGUAUGUUUGUCUUUGAUAUAUUACGUUGGUUCUUCAAAUGGUCUUACAGCAACAUUGCCAAUAUCAAAUCUUGUUAAAUAUUCUCAAAUUUUUGGCCUUCACAGAAGGAUUGUAAACACAGAAGAGUUGGCAACCCGAGAUAUAAUUUACAGUAUAGUCUGGUUCUUGGAUAGCCUGUCUGCUUAUUAUUCAGGCUUCCCUCCAAACAUGUAUGGUGAAAUAUUUCAUAGUGAUUUCUCCAACUUGUUUCUAUCAAAUGAUCCAAAUAUUCUAUUUUUAUCCGCAAGGGUUGAAAACUCUAAAAUAUGGAAUCGGAUACUAUAUGCCUUCAAUAAAAUCAAAAAGUCGGACUUUGAGGAGUUUCAAAAUGUUGAAAAUUCGUAUCUAGAUUCUAUCGUCCUAGUCAACUCCAUCAAUUAUAAAAUACUGGCCAAUCCUAAGUUCAGUGAGGAUUACAAAAAGUGGCUGGUCACCGAGACAAGAUUGGGGCUUAGGAAGUCUGCUUUGAUGCUAAGUGCACUGAGAUGUUCCUUGGAUUACAGGGAUAAAAAUAAUUUCAACGGCAAUAUAACCACAGAUUUGGUUCUACAUGCCAUGUUAUUGAUAAACGAGUCAAUAUAUAAGGUGAAGUUAGGACUCGAGGUCAUGGCUGAAAGUAUCUGGUAUUAUAGAUUUGCUAUCCCAUUCCAAGCAAUGUACAUUGUAUUAUCUCACGUGAAAAAGUAUCCUAAAAUUCAGUUGAAUUUUUCAAUGAUUGAUGAUGAGUUGGAAUACACAUCUGUCGACAAGUUUGUGACAUUUAGCUAUAAUGAAGGUGACAUACGAAUGCGUCUAGUUGAAGAAGCUAUAGGUACCCUUAGUUUUCUUACCCAUUUUUGGCAUGCUUCUCACGUUGACAGAUUUGAAAGUAUCAUCAAAUUUCGAGAUUAUAUAAUGGAGACGGUUAAUGGAGAAGAUUCAAUGCAAAACCACAUGGCAAGUACCAUAAACUCUGAACAAGACACCAAGGGAAAGGAUACCCCUCAAAAUCCGACUAUGGUCAAUAUUCGGGAACUACAGGAGUAUUUGGAAGAUGCCUAUGCGUUUUUAGAUGAAAGUUCGCAGUUUUGGUACGGGGAUUUACGAUCAGAAUAG
This is a messenger RNA of Pichia kudriavzevii, 2004 nucleotides long. RefSeq lists its product as uncharacterized. The transcript has a single exon. NCBI's taxonomy places the organism in Eukaryota, Fungi, Ascomycota, Pichiomycetes, Pichiales, Pichiaceae. The record is from RefSeq and is a predicted model, not a curated record. Gene Ontology annotation, molecular function: DNA-binding transcription factor activity, RNA polymerase II-specific; zinc ion binding. Gene Ontology annotation, biological process: regulation of DNA-templated transcription. The coding region runs from base 1 to 2004 and encodes 667 amino acids.